Messenger RNA from Belonocnema kinseyi, 3899 nucleotides. RefSeq names its product SWI/SNF-related matrix-associated actin-dependent regulator of chromatin subfamily A containing DEAD/H box 1 homolog (gene Etl1). Lineage: Eukaryota; Metazoa; Arthropoda; Insecta; Hymenoptera; Cynipidae. Gene Ontology annotation, cellular component: nucleus. Gene Ontology annotation, molecular function: ATP-dependent chromatin remodeler activity; chromatin binding; ATP binding. The transcript is spliced from 12 exons. Bases 499 to 3090 code for a protein of 863 amino acids. The record is from RefSeq and is a predicted model, not a curated record.
UUUUCUCCAGUCUUUUCUCCGCUUUUACACCAAAUGUCAUGUUAUUUUCACUUCAUUGUAGAAUAAAAUCGUUUGCACAAAGAGGAAAAACUCCAAAAUUGCUUACUUAUUUUACUCUAAUUUCCAGUCUCGUGAACGUUUAAACUCUUAAUAUUUUAUAAAACUGAAAAAAGACAAAAACGACUCCUAACCUAGCAUUUCGCCCAGCUUCCGCCAGACUGAGCUAAAAACGCCAAAACCUGUAUCCCGUUUUGCCAAGGAACGCAAUUAUCCACAGUUUUUAGAGCCUCCCGAUUUUCCUCUUUCUUAGAUUUUUUCGUGAUAUAAUCAAUUUUAAAAUCAUUUAUUCCACGAAGUUGGUUUAGUGCCGUAAAUAGAUUAAAACUAAAUCCUAUUUCGUCCACAGUGUGAAAAGUGAACUUGAAUUUUUAAGGGUUACCUGGAGAACAUAAAAUGUAUUUUCCCGAGCGUGUAUGCUUUUGGUGUUUAAUUUAAGAGAUGUCAGGAUCGAAUUCUCCAAAACUGGACGAAAAAAACAGUAGUCCGAGUCUUUUGACUGAUUUAAGAAGAUUCCGUUUCAAGAAGAUAGUCAAGAAAAUGAACACGUCCGAUGAUGACAGUAAUUUAAUGUCUCCGGAAAUCAAAGUACGCCGGAAAAUAGUCAACCGAAUCGAAGAUAGCGACAGCGAUAAUGGCAGUUCAGCCAAACCACAAUCUGCGAAUUCCGAUUCCGAUCGAAAUUCCGAAUCCGCUGAUCAACAAGAAAAAAUCAAGUACCUGACGAAAUUAUUUCCAGAUAAAGACACUGAGGAACUCCAAGACGUGUUAAGCAACUUUGACUGGAAUGUCGAGGAGGCGGAGGAAUCUCUUACUGUCAGUCGGAAGAGACCUCUCAAGAAGUCCAAAAAAAGCAACAAGAAACGCAGGAAAAAGUCGAAAGAUGUCGAGGAGGAUGGCGAUUGCGAAUCAGAUGAAGCUCAUUAUUCUAGCAAAGUCUUCGACAGUGAUGCGGAUUCGGACGUCGAAGUGUCGAAUGACUUGACCGGUGAUAAAAAAUCAGUAUUAGAAUUUAUGCAGAAUUCCAUGCCUUCGGAGCUUAUACUCAUGAAUCAGUGCACUCAGAAGAAAGUAGAUGCGAUUGUGGCUGCGAGACCUUUCAAUAGUUGGCGAGAUAUGGUCAACAAAUUCCAGAAUAACAGAUAUUUAGAUACAGAACUCCUCAAUUCGGCGCAGAUGUUGCUGGCAACCAGAAGUGUCGUGGAAGCUCUCAUGAAAAAAUGUUUGCGUCUUUCUUCGACGAUGGAAAAGGCUGUGGCUGCUGGAGCUUCGACGAUAACUCAACAACCGAAGGGAAUACCUGAUGGUUUGAAAUUGGCUUCUUAUCAAAUGGUGGGAUUAAACUGGCUCGCUGUGAUGCACGCACAUGGCGUCAAUGGAAUAUUAGCGGAUGAAAUGGGUCUGGGCAAAACCAUUCAGGUCAUUGCUUUUCUCACUUAUCUCAAGGAAGCUGGACUUUACACUGAUACUGAUGGGCCCCACUUAAUUGUGGUUCCAAGUUCAACUAUGGAGAAUUGGAGUAACGAAUUAGAACGAUGGUCCCCGGAAUUAAAUGUCGUAAAAUACUACGGAUCGCAAGAAGAGCGUCGAGAAAUGCGAAUGGGUUGGCGUAAUGGCGACUUGGACGAUGUCGAUAUUCUUUUAACGACUUAUAAUCUCAUUAGUAGCACGCCAGAAGAACGAAGAUUAUUUCGAGUUAUGCCUACUCAGUAUGUCAUAUUCGAUGAAGCGCACAUGCUUAAAAAUAUGUCUACAAUUCGUUACGAGAAUCUCGUCAAAAUCAAUGCAAAACAUCGAAUUCUUCUGACUGGAACGCCCCUGCAGAAUCAUUUAUUGGAAUUAAUUUCUCUUCUUAUAUUCGUGAUGCCGUCGAUGUUCGCCGGAAAACAGGGAGACCUCAAAAGUUUGUUCUCCAAAAAUCCAAAAUUGUCAGCAAUGAAGGACGGCAAAGACAAACCUAUUUUCGAACAAGAACAGGUGCAAAACGCAAAGCAAAUCAUGAAACCCUUUGUUCUCCGUCGUCUCAAAACCGAAGUUUUGCGCGAUCUUCCCAAGAAAAGUGAGGAAGUAGUCAAGUGUCCCAUGAUCGAGAAACAGAAGGAAAUGUACACGAAUUUAAUAAGCGAAUUUUCGGACGAAGCGAAUCGAAACCACGAAAUUAACGGCGUAGGAAUGAUGAUGCAGUUGAGAAAACUCGCCAAUCAUCCUCUUUUAUUCAGAGCUUAUUACACUGAAGAUAAACUCAGGCUAAUAGCAAAUAGGUUGGCAAAUGAACCAGGCCACAAGCAAAAAAAUCCAGACUAUGUUUUUGAAGAUUUGUUGUGGAUGUCUGAUUAUCAGAUAAAUCAACUUUCUCGAACUUUCAAGAGUCUUGCUGGCUUUGGUCUGCCUCUCGAUUUGAUUCCCGAAGCUGGCAAACUGCGGAAACUCGAUGAGCUUUUACCGAAAUUGAAGGAGGAAGGACACCGGAUAUUAAUUUUUAGCCAAUUUACUAUGGUUUUGGAUAUUUUACAAGAGUACUUAACACUUAGGAAUCAUAGUUUUUACAGACUGGAUGGACAAACACCAGUAACAGAGCGACAGGGAAUGAUAGACGAAUUCACUCACGACAAAUCGAUAUUCAUCUUCUUGCUUUCAACAAGAGCCGGAGGUUUGGGCAUUAAUUUAACAGCAGCGGACACUGUCAUUAUUCACGAUAUCGACUUUAAUCCGUACAAUGACAAACAAGCCGAGGAUCGCUGUCACCGAGUCGGACAAGCAAAUCCAGUGAGAAUCAUCAGAUUUUUAAGUGAAGGAACAAUCGAAGAAGGAAUGUACCAGAUAGCCCAAGAAAAAUUAGAUUUAGAACAACAAAUCACAGGCAACGAAGAAAACGAGGGAGGGGACAAGAAGGGAGUUCUGAGAUUACUGAAAAUAACGUUGGGCCUCGACUUCCACAACAAAUCUCUUACCAUCUCGCCCACGAAAAAAGCCCACGAUUUAGAUGGCUUACAGGAAAAAGAAACCGAAGAUUGUGAUGAAGAUCAACAAUAACAAAAGUGAUCGAGGGCCUACGCGUUCUUUUGAAAUUUUAUAAUUUCAAUUCGCGAAUCACCGCUCACGAUUUUCUAUAAAAUAAAUUUUCAAAUAGUUUUAAGUAAUUUAUGUCCUUUGUUGGAUAACGAUUUAGGAAUCUUUCACGUGAUUAUAAAUUAUCUAAAAAUCGGCACUCUGAUACCGAUUUCGAUGUCUCGUUUAAUUAGGUAUAAAUCGUCGAUAAAUUUUCAUUUAUGUCACGCGUAUAGUUAGGAAUUUAAUUUAACUCUCGCAGGCACGAAAGGCACUUUUUUGAUAUUUGUAAUUUACUGCGAUUAUCGAUUCUCUGCUGUGAUGUUUUAAUCGCGAAAAAGCAAUUUAGAAAUGGCAGUAAAUUAUUUUUUCUGUGCUCUGGAGAUCUCUAGAUAUCUCGAGCAUUUUUAAUUUUUUAAUUAAAAAUAUGGGGCAUGGUAUUUUAUUUAGAAUAUUUAAUUUAAUAUUUUUUCCUUUCUAAUGCAAAUAUGUGUUUAUUCAAGAAGAAAGGUUUGAAAAUUCGUACUGAAGAGUGAAUAUUCAUUCUUGCUCAAAAUUGAUGCUUCCAGGGCUGACCUUUCAAUCGAUUUUAUAAGUGACUGCUGCCAAACUGAAAUUUGUACCUCUGAGGGUUAAUCUGUCUUUAAUUUAGAGAACCACUCAUAUUUUUAUACAAUAAACAUUGUUAUUAUCCUAGCGGCAAAACGAUGUUUAUUAUAAUUAGGUGUUUACAAAUCAGUAAUUGCACAAAAUGUGACUGGAUAAUUAUUAAUUUAAUAAACAAGUUGCCCCAA